Messenger RNA from Argentina anserina (silverweed cinquefoil), 1317 nucleotides. RefSeq names its product probable glycosyltransferase At5g03795. Gene Ontology annotation, molecular function: glycosyltransferase activity. The coding region runs from base 7 to 1317 and encodes 436 amino acids. The record is from RefSeq and is a predicted model, not a curated record. NCBI's taxonomy places the organism in Eukaryota, Viridiplantae, Streptophyta, Magnoliopsida, Rosales, Rosaceae. The transcript is spliced from 3 exons.
ACUUCCAUGGCUUCAAUGGUGUUCUUCUAUUUGUCUCGGUGGCGUCUUCCCAGAAGCUUUUUCUUCAUACCCACCACCUUAGCCCUCGCCACCUCUCUUCUCAUUCUCUUCUACAUUUCCAUAACCUCCAAUCUCUUCCCUCACCACCCUCCUCAAUCCAAUCUCUCUUCCUUUUCUCAUCAUCUUUUCCACCCAUCUCUAAGUCAACGCUCACUCCCAGCUACCUCCGCCCCAAGAAACAAUGACGAGGUUUUCCAUGACGCGCAGAUCUUCGUUCAAGACUAUAAGGAAAUGAAAAGGAGCUUCAAGAUAUAUGUUUACCCUCACCGGAAAGAUGAUCCUUUUGCAAAUGCACUUCUGCCUGUGGAUUCCGAACCUGGCGGUAAUUACGCCAGUGAAAGUUACUUCAAGAAGGUCCUAAUGGAAAGUCAUUUCAUCACGAAUGAUCCAGCCAAGGCACAUCUUUUCUUUCUACCUUUCUCUAUUGCGAGGUUGCGGCACGACCCCAGAGUUGGUGUGGGAGGCAUCCCAGAUUUUAUUAGGGACUACAUCUUCAAUGUUAGUCACAAGUAUGAGUAUUGGAACCGGACUGGUGGAGCAGAUCAUUUUUAUGUUGCUUGUCAUUCGAUUGGAAGAUCAGCCAUGGAGAAAGCAACCCAAGUCAAGUUCAAUGCUAUUCAAGUUGUGUGUUCUUCAAGUUACUUCCUAUCUGGGUACAUUGCGCACAAGGACGCUUGUCUGCCUCAAGUAUGGCCAAGAAAAGAUGAGCCCCCUAAUCUUCUGUCAUCAAAUAGAACAAGACUUGCAUUUUUUGCUGGAGGAAUAAACUCCCCAGUACGGGAAAGGCUUCUUCAAGUUUGGAGAAAUGACUCUGAGAUUUUUGUGCACUUUGGUCGGCUCAACACAUCUUAUGCUGAUGCGCUGCUUGGUAGCAUGUUCUGUCUCCACGUUAAAGGAUUUGAAGUAAAUACGGCUCGUAUUGCAGAUUCAUUGUAUUAUGGCUGUGUCCCAGUCAUAAUUGCCAACUACUACGAUUUACCAUUUGCAGACAUACUAAACUGGAAGAGCUUCUCAGUCAUUGUUGCCACUCUUGAUAUUCCAUUGCUUAAGAAGACCCUUAAAGGAAUUGGCCCCGACGAAUACAUGAGGUUGAAAAACAAUGUGUUGAAGGUUCGCAGACAGUUCCAGUGGCACCUUUCACCUAUUGAUUACGAUGCUUUUAACAUGGUUAUGUAUGAGUUGUGGCUCCGACGUAGUUUUUCAACAUUUUCCAUGAGCACAUUUGAAUACUCUAAAUCAACAUCUUAUUUUUCAUGA